Molecule: messenger RNA, 3278 nt
Organism: Durusdinium trenchii
Lineage: Eukaryota; Dinophyceae; Suessiales; Symbiodiniaceae
Source: the annotation of a GenBank genome assembly
UUCUGGAGCUUUUGCGGUUUCGAGCGAGUUCCACCCGUUUGGCUAAGAGCCACAUGGCUCAAGCUUUCCGACGACGCGCACGAGCGCAUGGAUCAGUUUUCCUCGCUUCAUUCUGCGUCGGUUCGGCGAAGGUUUGUGACCAAAGGCAGCAUGCAAAGCAUGCAGAGCAACACCAGCACUGCGACGACCAGCAAGAUCACCGCUGAAUUUCUGGCUGACAGUGACAAAUGGCAUUUGAUGAAAGCAAAGACCAUGUAUGAGAUGGUCGAAGAGAUUGAUGUUGGCAACGGCCCGGUGAAGCUGGUCUUCUUAUCCAAUAUGCAGGCGCGAGAGAUUGCCCAUGAUACCAAUCUGCUGAAGAAGUUGCUCGAUGCUUUAGAGGUACCAAAGCCUAAGCUGGUGUUGAACCUACUGACCUCCUGGGGCUUUCGACGAUCCUUGAAUUUAUUGCCGAAGGAGGAAUACAACCAAAGUUGGUCCUCUGGUCUCUUCCACAAUCAGCCCGCUUUCUUGAACGAAGAAGAGGAGUGCAAGGCAAUGGAACAGCUGGAUAUGUUUAUGGGUGAUGUAAUCCUGCCACUUGCUGCGGCCACCAACGCUGUGAUCGUUACGAAUGCCUUUCCUGGAACCUGUGCAUUGGCCGGUGCCCUGUCACGCGCGUAUGCUCUGCAGCAAACCAAGUGGGGCAACAAGCCUCCUUUCACCAUCCUCAACAUCUCUUCACAUGCACAUUCAGUGUAUUUCAAUGAGGAUAAGAACGCCUACUGGAAGAAGGUCUGUCAGAAAUCCAGUGUCUGGCGAAGGCGUGAUGAUCGAAUGAGAGAAGCCAUCAAGCAUGAGCCUGAGCAUGCCGGUUCUAGAAGAUAUGAUUUGGAUCCCACUGCACGGUUCUUGCUGCUGGGCGAUGGACUCUGCCAGGGUGCACUGGGCCCCUCGGCUGACUCCUUCGAUAACACGCCCAUGCAGAUCUUCCGCACCGAGCUCGUGGGAUAUUUGUCCACCAGCUUGUCCUCCGUGGCCAUCAAAACGGCGUGGAGCUUGAAGGAGGAAUCCUCGGAUUUGUCGAUGCACUACGCCCUGCAGCAAGCCUUCGCCGGCGCAGAGCUCGUCUUCUUGGACCUGCGGAAGCGGGCACCGCCCCAGCGGCCGCUGCCAGCUGCUGAGGUGGUGGGCGGCCUGGUGAAACCUCAGAGGCUGCGGAAGUUGGUGAAGACCGUGCGCAAGGCCUUCGACCGUGGCGGCGGUGGACAGGUGGGACCGGAAGACGGUGAGAGAAGGCUCCUGGCUGGGUGGAAAGACCACGAGGAUUACUGUGAGAAGCUGUUGGAGAAGAAGAUCUGUGAAUCCUUUGACGUUUGCAGUGUGGCUUUCCUCCAUACUCUGCUGGGUGGAGGAAGCCACCAUUUCGGACCUCGCAUUAACUCGGUCCCUCUACAUGAAGCAGUCGCUCAUGCACAGAAGAUGCGCAUGGACAACAGCCAGGAGACAGGAGUGGAUGUGAACCAACAGGAGCGCGUCUUAGGGAUGGCCGAGAAGUUGGCGGCGCGCAUCGUUGCGGACACCUGCAAGAACUUAAAUUCGGAGCACGAAGACUACGACGAGGAACGGCGGAGAAUGACCUCACAUGUGGCCUCAUGCGUAAGAGCCUUGCUGCUGUGUCCGCAUUUCCAUGCGAUCAAUAUCCAUGAGCUUCUGGACGCCAAGCGGAUGAUGAACCAGCUAGUGCAAGCUGAUAGACUUCCAACGGAAAACAGCCUGGAAGGCUUGUUGUUGCUCCAACAUGCUUGGCGCGAUCAUGAUGUGGCAUGCCACCUGGCCAGGAGAUAUAAGAUCGCCACAAAGUUUUUGUACAUGGUGCAAUUGCUUCUUGCGUCUUCACUUCUGAUCUUUACACAUGUGGACCUCCAGGUCAGCUGGAUGAGUUCUGCAGAUCUUCUCUUCCUCCUGGCGCUGCUCAGUAGCGCCACGCUGUCGAUCGAGGGCAUGUUCCGCCCGAAGCCCCGCUGGCGCGCGCUGCGGGCGGCAGCGUCCUCGCUGGAGUCGAUCAUCUGGUCCUAUCGAGCGCGAGUGGGUGAGUUCCAAGUGCAUCGAAAGGGCAUGGCCGGACAUCCGGAGACGGUGCUCUGUAAGAGGCUCAACGAGUGGGGCUCGCACUUGUUGGCCUCGGCGGACUUGCAGCGCACGGCGCUGUCGAAGAACUUUCCGGAGACCGUCUUUCGGCACCAGCAAUAUGCAGGCCAAAUCCCAGCACCUGACACGGAGCAGAUGGAUGAUUAUGAUUCACCUGCUGUUGAUGAUCAUCAUUCACCUCUCCACCCGGCGCUCUACGUGAUUUUUAGGAUGGAGAAGGCUUUGAGCUUCUACAAGAGGAGGAUUCCCUUGUACGCUCGCCACGAGAUCAUUUGCAAGUUGAUGAUCUUGGCCUGUUCGGUGGCGUGCAGCAUUCUGGCGCGCUUCGAGUCGGUCAUCAUCAUUGCCUCGGUGGCCGCGUUCGCCACUUUGGUCACCACCUGGAGCGAGUUCGUGGAUGCUGGGAGUAAGGUGGAGCGGUACACCAGCGCAGUGCAGUCCAUGACGAGCCUGCUGAACUGGUGGAAGAAGCUGAGCCACGUGGAGAAAGCAUCUCUGGAGAAUAUUUCCAAGUUGAUCCUUGAAUCCGAACAGAUCAUCGCGCAUGAAAACAAUGCUUGGGUCGAAUGCAGAGAAUCCAGAGAAAACACUUUGUUUUUAGUAGUUUUUAGGUGUGUGUUUCCGUUCGUAUGUCUAUAUGUCAUAUAUCCUAUAGGACCUGAGUGACCCAUGUUUGGAGCCACAACAUCGUCUUUUCCUAUCAAACCAAAGGCGUCCAUGUUUCUACUCCGAUUCUGGUACUGGGCAAGUGCCUCUGGGCCUUUGGAGUUUCCACCAUCGUAAAAUCGUAAAGGAGUAGAGCGAGUUUUCACAACUCAAUGAAUGGAACACAGAGUGAGCCUUGAGAGGCAGAGUCGCCCGUCGUUUCCCUUUUUUUCUGAUUCAAAUCAGCCGGUUCCUUCCAAUUCAUCCAGCACCAGCAUGGCGACCUCCAUCCGGCGGACAGGUCUCCGCCCGGCUGCUUAGGUCUCCAGCGGAACCACCGGGGCGACCGCCAACGAGAACGGUGCGACGGAUGCCGGAUCUCCCAUGGUCACCUUGUCGGCUUUGGAUCCGAAGAAGAUGGACACGGAGUGAGACGUCCAAAGGAGACGUGCGGUCUUCUGAAUCUUCGGAGCGACGUGUCGAGCCAGAAUCAUCCAGACGGU